This is a messenger RNA of Dermatophagoides pteronyssinus (European house dust mite), 2506 nucleotides long. RefSeq names its product stromal interaction molecule (gene Stim). Gene Ontology annotation, cellular component: endoplasmic reticulum; plasma membrane. Gene Ontology annotation, molecular function: calcium ion binding; calcium channel regulator activity; protein binding. NCBI's taxonomy places the organism in Eukaryota, Metazoa, Arthropoda, Arachnida, Sarcoptiformes, Pyroglyphidae. Gene Ontology annotation, biological process: intracellular calcium ion homeostasis; store-operated calcium entry; activation of store-operated calcium channel activity. The record is from RefSeq and is a predicted model, not a curated record.
AAUAUAAAUAAAAUAUUUGACUGCUCAUUUCGAACAUUUCGACAAAUGUUCAUAUUGUUCAAUUGUAUUACAUUUUUACUUAUUUUAUCAUCAUCAUCAUCAUUAUUACUUAUUGAUUGUCGAUCAGAACCAUCACUAUCAUCAUGUUCACAACAGCAACAUCAUCAAACAAUAUCUCAUGUUCAGAAUCAAAAAUAUCAACAACAACAACAACAAAAUCGACAAAGUGCAGCAUCGACGACAAAUAAUCAAGAAAAUCGUGUGCCAAAUAAUAACCGAGUGCCUGAUAAUAGUGAUAGUAAUAAUAAUAAUAAUAAUAAUGAUAACAAUCAAUGUCAGCUACAGGUGGUAAAAUCAACAAAUGAAAUUCAAUCAUUUCAAUCUUUCCAAACAAUCAAUGAUUUUGAUUGUGAACAUUUGAAUUUCUGUGAUGAUCGUCUUGGUUUUGAAGCCAUCCUUUUUCUUCAUCGUCAAUUAGAUGAAGAUGCUAAUGGUGAUAUCGAUAUAGCUGAAUCGGAUGAAUUUAUUCGUGAUGAAUUAAAAUAUGAAAAUGGUGCCGAACGACAAAAAGCAUUCCAUGGUAAUGAUAAACAUAUUACCGUUGAUGAAUUAUGGCGAGCAUGGCGUAUAUCGACUGUACACAAUUGGACCGUUGAUCAGACUGUUGAAUGGUUAAAUGAAAUUGUUGAACUGCCUAAAUAUCAAAGGGUAUUCGAAACGAAUGCAAUCAAUGGAAUAACGCUUCCACGUUUAGCUGCCAAUCCACAAAUUUUCUCCUUACUAGGAAUUAAUAAUCCCAUACAUAAACAGAAAAUUGCAUUAAAAGCUAUGGAUGCUGUAUUGUUUGGUGAACCAAAAUCAAAAAGCUCAAAUAAAGAUGUGAUCAUGGGCUUUCUAUUUAUUUUUGCUACUGUUGUUGGUUAUUAUGCCUAUCGACAAAAUAAAUAUUCCAAAGAACAUAUUAGAAAAAUGACAAAAGAUAUUGAAACAUUAUCCGUCUAUGAAAAACAAAUUGAAACAAUGCAAAGUGAAUUAGAUAAAUUAAAACAAGAACAACAGGAAACAUCUAAAGAAAAAGAAGAAAUGGAACGUAAACUUAGAGCUAAAGAAAUGAUCAAAGCUAAUAAUGGAGAAUAUUUUGAUAUUAAAACAUUAGCAUCCGAUACUGAUGAUCGUAUGAGAGAAUUAGAAGAUGAAUUACGCGAAACUCAUUGUGAAUUGAAACGUGUACAACAAGCAUAUGAAAGUCGACAAUGGAUUCCACCACGUGCUUUACAACUUUAUCUACAAUUUACAUAUGAAAUUGAAAAUCGAUAUUAUAAUAUGAAAAAAGCUAAUGCUGAACAUCAAUUACAAGCGGCAAGAGAAGGUUGUGAUAAAUUGAAAAAGAAACGUUCAUCACUAUUUGGAGCAUUUCGUAUGGCACAUGGUUCGGCAAUUGAUUAUGUCGAUAAUACUAUAAUUCAAGCACGAACAUUACUUGCUGAAUUAACACAGGAAAUGCAUGAACGUAUUAAACGAUGGAAACAGAUUGAAUUGUUUUGUGGUUUCGAAAUCAUUCAUAAUCCAGGUUUAAGUCAUUUAGAACAAUUUUUAUAUGGAACAACAGGAAUAAGUAAUUCAUCAAAUCAAUUAAAAACAUCUGCAUCAACAGCUUCGAUGUCAAAAUUGUUACGUCGAGGUAGUGAAGCUACCAUUGCUGAAGAAGAUGCUGUUUCCAUAAUUUCCGCUCAAACAAAACCAUAUAGUCCUUGGCAUUCAACUAUUCAAGCCGUUCAGGCUAUAGAAAGGUGGCAAAAUCAACAAAUAUCCACUAAUUCUAUUCCUAUUAAAAAGGCAUCGAUUCAAUCAUUAUACCAAAUUCCACAAAAAAGUUCAAUGAACGACGAAAAUUGCAAUGAUAGUGACUUUUACAUUGGCGAGGAUUCCCAACAAUUGGCGAAUGAUGGUUGCCGAUCUGGUCUUCCAAUUAAUCGAAAAAAAUCAUCAAUAAUACCAACAAAAGUACAUCAAUCGUUUAAUAUAAGAAGUAGCAGUGAUGGCGUGGAAAGACAUUUUGAAGAGAUCAAUCAAUCGCUUUAUAAUGAUCAACAUUCAAACAUUUGCUCACAACCAAAUAUAUCGAGCUCGGAUAUGUCAUUCGAUACUAGUUCGAUUACAAGUGCUUAUUAUCCUACUAGACAAAUUGAAAUUAAUAAUAGCAACAAUUCAAUUUAUUCGAUAUCGAUACAACCAAAAGAUUUAUUAUUCACUAAUGAAUCAAAUGAUGAAACAAUUUCUUCCGAUUCGAAUGAAUCAACUAACAAUAUCAAUGCUACUGCAUCAUCCAACAUAAAUGGCAAUGAUCUCAUCAAUAUGGUUAAUGAUGGUGAUGGCAAUAAUGAAAAUCAAAAUAAUGAUCAUCAAAAAAGAAUCGAUAGAAAAAAUAAAAAACGACAUGUCGGUUUAUUUAGUGGCAUACGAGUUAUGAAGAAAAAAAAUUGAACACACCAUAUUUAUUUUGAAC